Molecule: messenger RNA, 1084 nt
Organism: Nelumbo nucifera (sacred lotus)
Lineage: Eukaryota; Viridiplantae; Streptophyta; Magnoliopsida; Proteales; Nelumbonaceae
Source: RefSeq, a predicted model, not a curated record
AGCCUCUGAGAGCGAAGGUUGCUGGAGCUUUCUUCCACAGCGACUUCUGUGUUCUUGGUCAUUUUUUGAGGAGAAAAUCAGGGAAAAAGAUUGUGAAAAGUUAGAAAACAGUUUUCUCCUUCACUCGUUUUUUCUCUUUUCAUUUUCGUUUUUCUCUUUUUGUCCCCAUCUAUAUUUCUAGGGUUCCUAUUUGCUCAGUUAAACCAAACAUUGCUCCUGCUCGGUGAUAAAAAGUCAGUGGCUAGGGUUUCUAAAAAAUCUUAAAUUUCAAAGCCAAAAUUCAUGGAGGCCGAUUCGUGGAGUGGUCGUGUUUCUACUUCCUCUAGGCGCUAUCAAUCAGCUCUUCCAUCCCGUUCGGAUCUUUACUUCGGGUUUGAAGAAAUCGACGGCGAUGAUGACACGCGAGCGGAAUUUCCUUGCCCCUUUUGUUCAGAGGAUUUCGAUAUCGUUGGAUUAUGCUGCCAUAUCGAUGAUGAGCAUCCUGUCGAAGCUAAAAAUGGGGUAUGCCCAGUAUGUGCAAUGAGGGUGGGGAUGGACAUGGUUGGACACAUAACCAUGCAACAUGGAAACUUCUUCAAGAUGCAACGUAGAAGGAAAUUCCGGAAAGGUGGAUCCCAUUCAACCCUUUCUUUAUUGAGAAAGGAACUGCGUGAAGGAAAUUUACAAUCCCUUCUUGGGGGGUCUUCCUAUGUAGUUUCUUCCUCCAAUACUGCACCUGAUCCAUUAUUAUCCUCAUUUAUCUACAAUUUGCCCACGAUUGAUGAGCCAAGGACUGUACCAUCUAAUUCUUCUGCUGAAGCAAGCUCGGUCAAAAAAAGUUUAGACGAGUCGGUAUUAGAAAGAAGCGUCCAACCAUCAUCUCCUGUAUCCAUUAAAGACCAAGAGGAGAAGGCUCGGAGAUGCGAGUUUGUACAGGGGCUGCUGUUGUCCACAAUUCUUGUUGACAAAUUGUGAAGAGAGAGCAUUGAAUAUAAUGUCCUUUUACAGAUGGAAGUAUGUAGCUAGUCCAAAAUAGUCUAAUGUGAUCCCCUGUUUCAUCUUAUUGUGCAUAAUGGAAAGAUGAUGAAUUUUAUGCUUAUUGUCA